UAAGUCUAACACAACAAUACUCAAAAGUAGAAGUAGAUCUGAUAUAAAUUUCUAAUGCUUCGUACAAGUCUUCUACAAACGGUGGUAUGGGCUUUUAUUAGAAAAACCUAAACCACCCCAAAUCUUCUGUAGAAAAACCCAGUAACUUGUUGCCUCGGUGACAGACAGAAGAAUCAGAACCAGAGGAACGGAAGUGAAACCCUAGUUUUCUUGAUUCGACAGACAGAGAUGGGGAAGAAGAAGAAGAGAGCGUCAUCUAAGGUUUGGUGCUAUUACUGCGACAGAGAAUUCGACGAUGAGAAGAUAUUGGUGCAGCACCAGAAAGCCAAGCACUUCAAGUGCCAUGUCUGUCACAAGAAGCUCUCUACCGCCGGUGGCAUGUCUAUUCACGUCCUCCAGGUCCACAAAGAAUCAAUCGUCAAGGUGCCAAAUGCAAAACCUGAUAGAGAAUCAACAGAAAUUGAAAUAUACGGAAUGCAAGGAAUACCCGCAGAUGUCUUGGCAGCUCAUUAUGGAGAGGAAGAUGAGGAUGCCCCGUCAAAGUUGGCCAAAGUGGAGACACCUUCCUCCCAACUUGGUGGUGUAGUACCAGGAUCAUUAGGCGUGUUUCCUCCUCAAUCUUUAGGCACUAUGCGGCCAAUUUAUAAUCCUGCAUUACCAAUGCCUCCUGCUGGUUGGCCAGUUCCUCCUCGUCCCCAACCUUGGUACCCACAUCAACCAGCUGUCUCAUUUCCUCCUCAUAUGCCACUGGGAUUGGCACAACAGCCUUUAUUUCCAGUACAGAAUGUGAGACCUCCUUUGCCAUCCACUGCAUCACCGACCUUUCAACCUUCCUUGCCCAUCACUCCUCCAGGAUUGGCCUCAUCUACACCUUCUAUUCCUGCAUCUCAACCACUGUUCCCUGUUGUGGCUAAUAACAAUAUACCUAGUCGAAGUUCACCAUUUUCAGCUCCUAUGCUUCCCACAAGUACCCCAAUAAGCACUCCGGUGGAACUCAAAAGCUCAAUUGACCUGCAUACCAACAACAUUUCUGUGACAAGUAGCUACCACAACCCAAGCAUUCAAGGUGGGGCACCAUUGAAUUCACAUUCUUAUGCCUCUGGCCCAAAUACUGGUGGCCCUUCAAUUGGACCGCCUCCUGUAAUUUCAAACAAAGUUCCUGCUACACAGCCAGCCACAAACGAGGUUUAUUUGGUUUGGGAUGAUGAGGCUAUGUCCAUGGAGGAAAGAAGAAUGUCCUUACUGAAGUAUCAGGUGCAUGAUGAAACUAGCCAGGUAAGUUUUAACUGCCUCUUAAUACAUAAUAUGAAGUUGCUUUGCACAUCUAACCAUAUGGGUAGGUGUUAUCUUUCUUGUUUUCCAGAUUUCGGUUGUCAUACAUUGUUUUGCAUUUAUUGAGGUAUUUCUGUAUGUAUCUCCAUUGUUUCUUCCCUUUUAAAAAAGCUUAUUCUAAAAAGUACACGAGCCUUUGAUUUUAAUCCAACUUAAUCGACGGGCUAUUUAUUCUUCUUUUGCCAUUCUCUGGUUGGCAAGCAAUUCACCAAUCAUGGUCAUCAAAAGAUUCAAGUAGGUAUCUACACUAUCUUUACUGGUAGUUAGUAAUUAUUACAUUUCUGACAAGCUCUCAGCGAUCAACUGAAGGAUUCUCCAAACUAGCAUCAUCCUCCAUUAGGACAAGAGUGUAUGUAUUUGCUCUUGAGAAAUGUUAUUUAUUUAUUCAUGUAUAUUCUUUCUAUGCUUUAUUCUGAGAUGUUGAGGUUUGGGUGGAAUGAGAAUUUACCCAACAGAUUUUUGCCCAUUCGUAUCAUCAUUGCACUAUGUUUUUAUGAUCGAACAGUGAAUACGAACUUGGCCCAGGUCAGCUUCUUCUGCAUAGUUUUGGAAUCUUUUGCAUAGAAGCAAGCUGCAAUAUUUAAAAGGUUCUGCUAUGUUAUUGGUUGACAUGGUCCUGUACUAAUUUUUCAUAUACGUGGUUCCGUGUUUCAGAUGAGCUCAAUUGAUGCAGCCAUUGACAGAAGGAUAUUAGAAAGCAGGCUUGCUGGUCGAAUGCCUUUUUAAAUUAGCUGAUACUAUGUCUGCAUGACUGGGAUGUCGCUUUGGAUUCAACAACAACAACAACUAGGCCUUCUUCCCAACUACUUGGGGUCGGCUACAUGAAAGGGAUAUCGCUUUGGAUCCGAAGUCAAAUAUUGUGGAAUUUAUUUUAACUUAAAUGGCAAGUCUGCUCUUAAUCCUUUAAAUACUGGAUUAAGUCUCAGCUGUUUAGAUUUGUGUUGUAUCCUUUAGACGAGGAGGCCAUAGGAGAGCCAUUUUUUCAACAAUCAGUUGGGGGAUACAAGUCGGAACAAAAUUUUAGAGACUCGGCAUUCAUGUGAUUUGAUUUUUUUUUAUUUAUUUUAUUUUUUUUAAUUCUUGUAAUACCUCCUCCUUUAUUUCUUUCUUUCUUCCUUUUGGGCAUUUCAUCGUUCAUGUCUAAUGAGUUUGUGGGUAGGCCUUUGUGAACUAAAAUGACAGCACUGUUAAAAGUGCUAUUUGAAGAAAAAAGAAGAAAAAGAUAUGAGA
This is a messenger RNA of Cornus florida, 2562 nucleotides long. RefSeq names its product protein SUPPRESSOR OF FRI 4-like. The record is from RefSeq and is a predicted model, not a curated record. Lineage: Eukaryota; Viridiplantae; Streptophyta; Magnoliopsida; Cornales; Cornaceae. Gene Ontology annotation, molecular function: DNA binding. Bases 229 to 1398 code for a protein of 389 amino acids. Gene Ontology annotation, cellular component: nucleus. The transcript is spliced from 6 exons.